AUUGAAGAAGAAAACGCAGUUAAGAAACAACCAACAUCUUUCAUCCUUCCUGUUUCAACUUCAGAAGUGGGUCGUCGUUUCGUGUCUAUUUAGACUUAAAAAUGCGUUACGUCGCUGCUUACCUGUUGGCUGUACUGGGUGGAAACACCAGCCCCAGUGCUAAGGACAUCAAGGGCAUCCUGGGCAGCGUGGGCAUAGAGGCAGAUGACCAGCGCCUGAAUAAGGUUAUCAGUGAGCUGAAUGGUAAAGACAUCAAUGAAGUCCUGAAUGCAGGAAUGUCCAAGUUGGCCUCCGUGCCAGCAGGGGGCGCUGUGUCAGUGGUUGCAGCUGGUGCCUCUGUAGCUGCUGCUCCCGGGGCCGUUCCUGCUGCGGAAGAGAAAAAAGAGGAGAAGGAGGAGUCGGAGGAGUCUGAUGAAGACAUGGGCUUCGGUCUCUUUGAUUAGAUCCUUCUGACCUUUUGUUUAAAAAACAAUUUGCUUUUCUACCUUUUUGUUAUCUUAGGAAUAAAAAGAUCUUAUCCUUUGUACAUUUAAAAAAAAGCAAUAAAAAAACUUUG
Molecule: messenger RNA, 556 nt
Organism: Esox lucius (northern pike)
Lineage: Eukaryota; Metazoa; Chordata; Actinopteri; Esociformes; Esocidae
Product: 60S acidic ribosomal protein P2
Exons: 5
Coding region: 102-443 (113 amino acids)
Biological process (GO): cytoplasmic translational elongation
Cellular component (GO): ribosome; cytosolic large ribosomal subunit
Molecular function (GO): structural constituent of ribosome
Source: RefSeq, marked provisional